Cantharellus anzutake is the source of this 940-nucleotide messenger RNA. Its product is annotated as Brix-domain-containing protein. Lineage: Eukaryota; Fungi; Basidiomycota; Agaricomycetes; Cantharellales; Hydnaceae. The record is from RefSeq and is a predicted model, not a curated record. The transcript is spliced from 5 exons. Gene Ontology annotation, biological process: ribosomal large subunit assembly; rRNA processing. The coding region runs from base 15 to 851 and encodes 278 amino acids. Gene Ontology annotation, molecular function: rRNA binding. Gene Ontology annotation, cellular component: nucleolus.
GUGACCAUGAUCAAAUGGACGUCGAUGAGCCCGAGGACACCUCAGCAGCUCAUCAACCACAAGCGCGGAGGAACUCGCAACGGGUGCUGUUACUUUCAUCUCGAGGCAUCCCUAAUCGUACGCGCCACCUACUGAAAGAUCUUGAGGCAUUAUUGCCCCAUACUAAAAGAGAUUCUAAACUGAGCGCGAAGUCUACAAACCUCAUCCCCGAACUUGCUGACCUCAACAAUUGCAAUAACUGCCUCUACUUUGAGUCCCGGCAUCAUGAGGAACUGUAUCUAUGGGCGGCGAAGACUCCCAAUGGGCCCACCGUCAAGAUGCAUGUGCAGAACGUGCACACGAUGGAUGAGCUAAAAAUGACUGGGAACUGUCUCAAAGGAAGCCGGGGCUUGGUUUCAUUUGACAAAACCUUUGACUCGGCUGAACACUGGAAGCUAUUGAAGGAGCUGUUCACUCAAAUAUUCAGUGUUCCACCCAAUUCAAGGCGCACAAAACCUUUCAUCGAUCACAUCCUCACAUUCUCGGUGGUAGACGAUAAGAUAUGGUUCCGUAAUUACCAAGUGGUAGAAAAGGAAACGACACAACCAGACGGUUCUCCGCCAAUGUCCCUAGUGGAAAUAGGUCCCCGCUUUGUUUUAACCCCCAUACGGGUCUUUGAAGGUGCUUUCAAUGGUGCCACUAUCUACACAAACAAAGGAUUUAUCACACCAGCCUCUAUACGAAUCUCCGUACGACGGGACCAGGCAGCCAAAAUCCGCCGACGGAAGCAUGAAGCUCAUGAAAGGGAAGUCAGAAAGGAAGCAAGGAAGCUUCCUGACGAUGAACUCGCUGUUACAAAAGUAUUCUCUUGAACAUGGCAGAUCUGCUUUUACCGUCUAUAUGUUUACAUGUGUGUUGAUCAUAAUUAUCAUCCAACGGAAAGAUCAUCUUCAGUAUUCGG